Messenger RNA from Saxophila tyrrhenica, 675 nucleotides. RefSeq lists its product as uncharacterized. Lineage: Eukaryota; Fungi; Ascomycota; Dothideomycetes; Mycosphaerellales; Extremaceae. Bases 1 to 675 code for a protein of 224 amino acids. The transcript has a single exon. The record is from RefSeq and is a predicted model, not a curated record. Gene Ontology annotation, cellular component: zeta DNA polymerase complex.
AUGGCGGACUCUGAACCAACAUUCCGCAGCCUCGCCACGAGCUUCACCGACUUUCUCACCGUGGCAAUACACACAAUCCUCUACGAACGCUCCGUCUACCCGCAGACAUCCUUCCUGUCCGCGCGGAAGUACAACUUUGCGGUCCGGCAGAGUCGACACCCCAAGGUCUGUGAAUGGAUUAACGACGCUGUCGCCGCGGUGGAAUCCGAACUUUUCAAAGGCGCCGUCGACCGCGUGGCAGUCGUAAUCUACAGCAAGAACAACAAACCCCUGGAGCGCUACGUCUUCGAAGUCUCCCGAUUUCCAAAAGUCCCGGCUUCCGACGUUGAUGUCCCCCUUGAGCGGCUCGAUGCUGAUGGCCAGCAAGGCAGUGUCUUGCCACUGGUGGACAUGGAGGAGCAAUUCCGAGCGACCAUGAACCAACUCGCUGGUUGCAGCUCUAUGCUUCCUCCCAUACCGGUGGGAUGUGCCUUCACGGUUGCUGUCGAGCUCAAAGAAGAUGGAGAAGCACCAACCGCCCAUCCUCAACCCUGGAUGCCGGUCCAGCCUCGAGCUCCAAACGACGGGGCGAGUGGCAACGGUGUGGUCACUAAGCCUGUGCGAGCUGUGGCUGCCGGGUCUGUUCUAUUUGAGACGUGGAUAGAGCAGGUCAACAGUGACGAUGGAGAUGGCUGA